Peronospora farinosa is the source of this 1623-nucleotide messenger RNA. NCBI's taxonomy places the organism in Eukaryota, Oomycota, Peronosporomycetes, Peronosporales, Peronosporaceae. The record is from the annotation of a GenBank genome assembly.
AUGUGGAAGCUCCUGGAACAAGUGACCAAGAAGGCGCCAAUUGAAGCUUCAAACUACGUAAACUCCGUGUAUGAGAAGGCGCAGACCCUCGCCACUGCCGUUCAGGACGAAGCCUCGACGUUACUGAGCAGUGCCAUAAGCUCUACUCGCUCUGGACCCGUGGACGAGAUUCUGUAUGAAGAAGUGGCACCCUAUCAGCAGUUCUUGAGCUUUUUUUCAGUCGAAGAACAUACGCACGAGAUCAAACGUGCAGUGGAAGAAGACGCGAACAUCCGUGAGCUGCACGAUGCCAUGGUACCACUGGAAUUGAGCUAUAACGAAUUCUGGUGCCGUUACUUUUUCCGACAGCAGCAGGCGGAGCAGUACGAGCACGCACGACAGAAACAAGCUAUGAUGGACAAUAACAAGAACCCAGAAGACAACAUAGACGAAGAAAACAGCAAGGAGGAUGCUUUGGAUGGGGACGACGAACAUAGACCACAGUACAAACAGUCACGUCGGGAAAAGGUAGACAGUGAGAAGCAGGAUGGACCUUGGCUCUUGGAAGCGGCAGAGGACUCGGAACGGUGUGCGGCCACACAGUGGCGACAAAAGGCGAGGGAUUUGCACUAUCAAGUACAGGAAAUUAAGCAGAGGUACGAUGAGAAGGGGCAGAAAGCGAUGCAAGAGUGGGAAGAAAAGCUGCAGACACUUUGUGAUACCUACGAAACGAAGUUGGCUGCAGCGACGAUACAGAUUCGUGAAGCCCGGGCGGCAGGAUAUGAUGAAGGGGUUUGUGAGAGUCAGGCCAUUGUGGAAAGUGUACGUGAGAAGGCGGAAGAAGAUAUGACGCGACUCCGUUCUGAGAUAUGUGAGGGUGCAUUUGAAGCUUCGGUGAAUGAUAAAGCUGAGUUGACGACAGAGAAGGAGGAGCUGCAAAGAAAUCUGACAACUGCUCGUCAAAGAAUAGUUGAGCUGGAGAAGCUUAGAGGAUCAUCAACUGCGAUUGUUGAAGGCGAAGCUACUGCCGAGCUGAUUAAGGAAAGGGAUGUGUGGCGAGUGAGAGCACUCAAAAUGAAGAAGCUUAAGGACCUUCUGCAGACCGAACUCAUGACUCUACGUCACCAGCGUCAUUUUAAUGCAGCUGCUGGCUGGGAUUCUCUUGCGACUAGUACUUCAUUCGCCAACUCGGACGAUCACAGCAAGCUCCAGACUCGCAUGAAUGAGCUGCAAACUCAGCUAGCAAAUGCGUUGGCUGGUUCUGAAGCUCGAGCUCGCGAAGCGUAUGGAAAAGGUUUUGUGACAGGCAAGGCUGACGCAAAACAACGGGUAAAACAGGAGCGCGACCAAGCAUAUGAGGAGGGAUACAAGAAGGCACAAUCGGAUGCCAAGAGUGAAAUAGGAGUGCUGAAGGCUGAGAUUAAAAUGUUUCGCGCUUUUCAUGAGAGUGCAGUUCACUGCGCCGAUCACAUCGAUGGAAACGCAGAAGGUCUUCUAGACAACUCCCUGGACAAGAUUUCGCUGGCUGAAGGGCACUCACUUUGCUCGCCGACGUCAUCUGUCUCGAUAUUUACUGAUAACGGAAAGAACGACUUCUCGUGUUCUGAGAUUCCCAAAUCCACGGACGAUUGGGGUGAAUGGUGA